This is a messenger RNA of Dovyalis caffra, 402 nucleotides long. Lineage: Eukaryota; Viridiplantae; Streptophyta; Magnoliopsida; Malpighiales; Salicaceae. The record is from the annotation of a GenBank genome assembly.
AUGUUGAACAUUGAAGCCUUAUCAUGUGAUGUUGUGGCCGGUGACUUGGCGCAAUGCAUUGGCUAUCUGAAGAAAGGUGGACCGGUUCCUCCCGCUUGUUGCAAAGGAGUUGCGGCUCUCAAGAACGCUGCUAAAACCACUCAAGAUCGCCGAGAUGCUUGCAAUUGCUUGAAAAAAACCGCCGCCCAAGUAGGCGGUGUUAAUCCUGGCUUCGCAGCUUCUCUUCCUGGCAUUUGCAAGGUUAACAUUCCAUAUAAGAUUAGCACCUCCACUAACUGCGCAAGAGGGUUGCAUGAGAAUAAUGAAAUGGGUGCUUCUUCACUCUUGAUGGGUAGUCUCCACUUGAUCAGCGAGUCUCCUGUCCCGGUUAUCUAUGUCGUUGAAUUUCUAUUUGAUUUUUAG